Leptopilina heterotoma is the source of this 995-nucleotide messenger RNA. RefSeq lists its product as uncharacterized. NCBI's taxonomy places the organism in Eukaryota, Metazoa, Arthropoda, Insecta, Hymenoptera, Figitidae. The record is from RefSeq and is a predicted model, not a curated record. Bases 32 to 880 code for a protein of 282 amino acids. The transcript is spliced from 2 exons.
CCUGCACAUAAGUGCAGGACUAAUCCAAAUAAUGUUAUUAUUUUCAGACAAAGAGGUUAGAAAUGACAAAAAAGACCAGUCCAAACAAACUAACGCUUCCGUUUCAAAAAAGCUGGAUAUUCUUGGAGAGAAUCCUUCUUCUAAUGAACAAAAAGAAAUUAAAUUACAUCCGGACCUCGUGGCUAGAUGGAAACAUUGGAUGUCUUCUGGAAUAACCGAAUCAGUUAAAGACGAUUUAUUAAAAAAUUAUCCUAGAAAAGGAGACUGCUUAUUAGAGCCUCCUCAAUUAAAUCCCGAAAUAAAAACUCCAAUGACUGAUGUUGCAAAAAAGAGGGAUGAUCAUUUCCAAGACUUGCAACGCUUGGUCGGUUCUGCUUUGUCCUCAGUUGGACUUGCGAUUUCAGAUUUGCUCGGAGAAGAGGAAUUCGAUCCUUUUAAACAGUUACAACUACUUUCUGAUGCGGGAAAACUUCUCACAGAGAUGUUUCAUUCAAUUUCAGUGGCCAGGCGUGCCUUUAUUACUCCUGGAUACACAAAAGUAGUACGAGAUAUAUUGGAGAGUGCAACAGAUAAUCCAGCCUUUCUUUUCGGCGAUAAAUUAAACGAAAAAGUAACGGAAGCGAAAACUUUCGAAAAACUGGGCAGAGAUAUGAAAGGCAUACAAGGAAAUAAAAAUAAUUCUUCGAGGCAGCCUUUAAACUCCAGGAGCUCAUCCCUGAGGAAACCCGAGACUUCGCGGAUGAGCAGGGGAUACUUAUCUCGAAUGAACCAUCCGGACUACAAGAGAUCCAAGUCAACAGCGGCACCAACAUCGCGACGUCAUCAAGCCACUUCGAAUUACCCGAAGUUCCUGAAACCUGCAACGCGUCAGAAACAAUAGAGAACUCGAGCGCAUCCACUAGCCAAAACGCUUUCCCUGGCUGCAGGGCUCUUGUCAGGGAAAGUUACGCAAGAAGACAGCUUCCGGAAAACACUAUAGACGUUCUAUUAGCAUC